AGGGAUUCUUAUAUAUAGAAACCUCCGAGCUCCUUGUCUCUUCAGAAUCUCAGAUUACAUCCAAAGAUAGCAUUUGUCGACAAUGGCUGGACUGAUUAACAAGAUUGGAGAUACCCUCAAGGGCAACAAGAAAGAGGAGGAGUACAAGGGACAAGGGGGCAACAACCUCCACAUAGGGGGCAACAGGAAAGAGGAGCGCAAGGGACAAGGGGGCAACAAGCUUGGAGAGACCCUCCACAUGGGGGGCAACAAGAACGAGGAGCACAAGGGAGAGCAUCAGGGGCAGAAGAAGGAAGGGAUUAUUGACAAGCUGAAAGACAAGAUCCCUGGUGUUCAGGGCAAGGAUGGCAAGGACGGGGUGAAGAAGAAGAAGGAGAAGAAGAAGCACGAAGACGGCCACAGCAGCAGCAGCGACAGCGACUAGAACAUAUAACAUCAUCUAUGCAUAGGUGGAGAGGAUCACAAUUGAGAGGAGAAAGGUCAGAAAACAGAAGGAAAAAAAAAACAAAAGUUGUAAUAGUUUGUGGUUGCUACUUUUUUUUUUUUUGUUUUCUAAUCGUUUUUAGUUCCUGCUUGUUUAUUACUAGUACGAGCGUCUUACCUGGUUGAGAUCCGAAUGUAACACCCACGCCUAUGUUUGACUCAAGGAUGAUAAUAAAAUGUUUUUCUUUGGGACA
Juglans regia (Persian walnut) is the source of this 677-nucleotide messenger RNA. RefSeq names its product dehydrin HIRD11. The transcript has 2 exons. Gene Ontology annotation, molecular function: metal ion binding. Lineage: Eukaryota; Viridiplantae; Streptophyta; Magnoliopsida; Fagales; Juglandaceae. Bases 83 to 424 code for a protein of 113 amino acids. The record is from RefSeq and is a predicted model, not a curated record.